AUGACAUGGUGAUGACGCUGUGAUAACUGGAUAUUAAGAGAACAUUCAUCUCUAAAUAGUUUAAAAGUCUAAAUACAUUACAACCUUUUCACAGUAUCUACAAAGAGCACUUCAUUACAACAAAACACCUUGACUGAUUCAAUUACAAGAAUGAAGGCACAUCUAUGGAUCUGUUGUCUAAGUCUAAUGAUCUACCUUACACAAGGCCAGACAUGUUCUUCUUGUUUCCCUGAUCAAGUAUGUGUUAAUUCCAGCUGUGUAUGUGACCCAGCAAUCUACACCAAUCCAGAUCUAGUUACUUUACUGGAAACACAGAGGAUUUCAUGUGCUGAACAGCAGUUCAACAUAACAAUAAGUGGAUGCACAGGAAGAAUGUUAAUUAUAGAAGGCAGUCAUCUGCCAAACAGCACGUGUGUGACAGCAAAUUCUUUGUCAAGCAGACCUGGAGAAACAGUGUUUACAUUUACAUUGCCACCACUUAACCCUCUCUGCAAUGCUUGGAUAUCGGUAAACAACACACAUGUCACAUAUACCACAUCAGUUCUAUUUCAAGUAAAACCCAUAAAUGGAAUCAUUAUUUACAAUGAUGUAAAUGUGUAUUACAACUGUUCCUAUCCUCUGAACAUGAAAACAAGCCUUGAUUUAGCCAUAAACCCAGUUUUAAGCACUUCUAAUAUAACAAUCACAGGUGUUGGACAAUAUACAGUUAAGAUGGCCUUGUUUAAAACCGCAGAUUAUACUUCACCAUAUCUAGAAAGUGACUCACCAAUCCAUUUGAAGGUUGAGGAUUUCAUGUAUAUUGGAGCAUUCGUUACUGGCAUUAGUGAAAAGUUUGCUUUGAAACUUGAUGCCUGCUAUGGAACACAAACAAACAAUAGCAAAGAUUCUAUUAAAUAUUAUUUUAUCCAAAACAGCUGUCCAGUUUCUGGAGGAGUUUAUGUGUCCAUUAUAGAAAAUGGAAACUCCUCACAGGCUCGCAUAGCAGUAAAGGUCUUCAAGUAUGCCGGAAGUAAUGAAGUCUUCCUGACAUGCAGUGCAUCUCUGUGUGUUAAGCCAUGUGUUCUUACAUGCCCAUCUGGAAGAGCAGAGUUAUCAGAUGAAAGUCAGACUGCAGUUCUAACACCAAAUAUUCAAAUCUUGCAAGAGAAGAGCUCAGAUUAUCCAGAAAGUGCUGCUGGAAGUUUCCAUGCUGUUUCUUCAUGGAUUUCCCAAGUGUAUACUCUUCUCACACUGCUGCUGUUGAAAUAUAUGUAAUUCUGGAAUCCUGAUGACUGAAGGCAUCUCUUCAUCGAUAUUUGCAAAAGAUCAAUCGCUGCCUUCUCUGCUGUAAACACUGGACUAUAAAAAAUUCACAUGUGCAAUAUAACAAUAAUGAAGGAAAUACUAAUUAUCCUGUAUCUGGAAUUGGAAUAAUGAAGGAAUAAGAAGAUUGCUACAGCAAGUGACAAAAUGUAUUUGUUUUCAAAAUAUAUAAAUAUGCACUGGCUUCAAUUGCAUUUAGUUUAUUUAUGUACAGUACAACCAUGCAGACUCUGCAUUCUAAAAUAGUACAGCUUUGAUUUGCCAUACUUCACUAUAAUCUCUAAAUGCAACACAAAUGUAAAACUCAUAUUUCUAAAUGUAAUAGUUUAAUAACAUAUAUGCUAAAAGCAAUAGUGAAAAAAAAUCUUAGAUUCAACAAUAGUAAAACUUAUAUUGUCAAUAUGGCCAGUGAAAGAAGUUAGCUUUAAAAUAAACAUCACAGGCACAUUUGCACCUUAGUUGAAAAAUGUAUUUCUUGAUUUGGAUUUGCUUCUUAUUUGUAUUAUCAAGUACAUCUCCCCUUACAUCUGUCAUGCUUUGAACUUUAUGGGGGCAUUUGAAAAUUAAUAAAGCAACAGUUACCAAUAUGCCACUGUUCAGUGCACUUACCUCACAUAAUUUAUCCACUGACAAGAGCAGGGCAAGUGAUAUUAUUAUCUUUCAACGAAGUGAAAGUAACAGAUGAUUGGGUAGGGAAAGUCGAGUCAAAAGUUGUUAUAACAUAACAUAUUAUUAAUUGUAGCCCUCUGUAUAAUUGUCUGUAUGUAUAUCGAAUCUUAAUGAUUUGAAACAAAAAGGGGAUAUUUUUAUCUGAAUGAUUAUGCUCUUACAGAUACAUUUAAAUUAGUAACGAUGCAGUUCAUUUGCUUUAAUUUAAUAUAUGUUUAUUUUGCACUACAUCAAUGCCACCUCAUUUUGAAUUGGAAUAGGGUACAUUUUAGAAACAAUUACUCAUAUUAUAUUAAAUAAGUGCUGUACUGUGCUUCUGACAAUCUUCUAAUUAGAAAGGAUUAACAAGGAUAGGGAAGUCAGUUGUUUUAUUGAUGUACAGUAAAAGGAAACCAAACCACAAUGAGCUAUGUCUGUGUUGAAGGUAAAGGUGUGGAAGAUACGCCAGUGCAAAAUAUUUUUCUUUUAAUCUUCACUGGGCAUAAUCUAUGUUUAAAUAACCACUCAUGCAAGUAUAUUAAGUUCAGCAUUGUAUUCUGUCAUCAUCAAUGAAUGAAUUUUAAGUUCUGCUGCACGUUUGUUAGCUCAUCAGUGAAUGCCAAAAGUAUGUAGUGCUAAACAUAAAUCCUAUGUGAUCUAUUGCUGUGGUUCAUCUUUUCAAAACUGCGGGUAGCAUGACACCACAAUUAUAUUAAAUAUACAUCAAGUAUGUUGUAAACUAACCAUGUCAUGUAAGUUCAGCAUACCAAAUAAAGCAAGCAUAAAUUUCAACUUUAA
Molecule: messenger RNA, 2748 nt
Organism: Protopterus annectens (West African lungfish)
Lineage: Eukaryota; Metazoa; Chordata; Ceratodontiformes; Protopteridae
Product: uromodulin-like
Exons: 10
Coding region: 151-1254 (367 amino acids)
Biological process (GO): neutrophil migration
Cellular component (GO): apical plasma membrane; cell surface
Source: RefSeq, a predicted model, not a curated record